CUAGGGGAUCCGCCGUCGGGGGGCUCCGUCGGGGAAGCGGCGCAGGUGGAGGAGGAUCAGAUCGUGGCGGUGUUUGUGGUCACUUUCGACCCCCGCUCGGGUAACAUGGUUGAAUGGUGUUUACCACAAGAUAUUGAUCUGGAAGGCGUUGAGUUCAAGUCUAUGGCCAGUGGGUCCCAUAAAAUCCAGUCAGAUUUCAUUUACUUCCGGAAAGGGCUUUGUUUCGGCUUGGCCUGUUUUGCCAACAUGCCUGUGGAGAGCGAGAUAGAACGUGGUGCCCGCAUGAAGUCGGUGGGGAUUCUUUCUCCUUCCUACACCUUGUUGUACAGAUACAUGCACUUCCUGGAGAACCAGGUCAGACACCAGCUGGAGAUGCCUGGACAUUACUCUCACUUGGAAGCCUUUUAUGAUGACAAAAAGGGGGUUAUCUCUGCUGGUACCACUGCCUCCCAGCAGCCUGUCCACUGGUUGCCUUCCAUCCACAGAUAUAUGUACCCAGAGAUGAAGAUCACCCACCCUGCCGGCUGUAUGUCUCAGUUCAUCAAGUUCUUUGGGGAACAGAUCCUUACCCUCUGGAAGUUUGCCUUGCUUCGCAAACGCAUUUUGAUAUUUUCACCGCCUCCUGUGGGUGUGGUCUGCUACAGAGUUUAUUGCUGUUGCUGCCUUGCCAAUGUCUCCUUGCCCGGCAUUGGUGGAACUGUCCCUGAAUCCAAGCCGUUCUUCUACGUCAAUGUGGCGGACAUUGAAAUGCUGGAGACGGAAAUGUCGUAUGUGGCUUGCACGACUGAAAAGAUCUUUGAAGAGAAGCAAGAUCUGUAUGACAUCUAUGUGGAUAACCAGAAUGUGAAGACACACCAUGACCAUCUGAAGCCAUUGCUGAAGAUCAACAGUGCAGACAAGGAAAAAUACCGGAGGCUGAAUGACCAGAGGCAGAUGCUGAUGUACUCCCAGGAGGUAGAUGGGGACUGCAGUUCUUGUGAAGAAGAUCUCUUCAUCUUGUUCUUUAUGGAGCAGAACAACAGGAUAUUUCAGACACUGAUGGAAGUGUCAUCCAGCCAGGACAAGACGUUGACGGCUGACCAUGCCCGGGGAAUGGGGUUAGAUCCCCAAGGUGAUCGUAGCUUCCUCAUGGACCUACUGGAAGUCUAUGGCAUUGACGUCAUGCUGGUCAUUGAUAACCCUUGUUGUACUUGAAUUGGAGGACGGUCAGAAGAGUAAGAAAAUGGAGAAUAUACGAGUGGAGUGUGAGAGGACGGCAGCAAUUGCAGAAACUAUGAGGUGGAGGAGAGGAGCCUUGCUGGAACUCGUCACAACUCGUACUGUGAAGGAUUGCCUUUAUUUAAGAGAACUCUCUACAGGAAGUGUUAUUUAUGUAUACGUUUCUUUUCCUAUUAACCCUCCUUUCCAGAUAUGCUGUAACCAAGGUGUGAUUUCUUUUUUUUCCAAGAUAGGCUACCCAAACACGCCUUCCUUCUUAAGAGUUUGAUACAAUGGAUGGCCUGCUUCCUUUCUCCCCUCUCCACUCCUCCGUCAAUAGCCCAGCAUUUUUGAGAGCCCUUGUCCAGACCUCUUCGCUGGGAAACUGGGUGGGCAGGCAAAGCACUUUACUUUCUUGAGGACCAAGAUAUAAAAAAAAUGUUUGUAAUGCUGCUUUGAGCCUCCAUGACUUGGCUGUGGAUUAUUCCUCAUUCUACCGAAGCGGUAGCGAUCUUUUGGCAUUUUGCCUCCUGCAACCGUCUUAUUUCCACAUUUAAGAUUCUUAAAAUGUAUGCAGCGUGGUGUUUCCUGCCAUGCGUUGAGUCUUUGGCAUGCCAUCAAGGGAGGAUUUACAAGGGAUAGUGCCUCUUCUGAUGUCCAGUGCUUCCAAAGCAAACUCACUGGAAGAGCCUUCUCUCUUUCCUUUUUUUGACGGACUGGAUAAUAGGGAGAACCUUUUCCCCAGCCUUGUCAUUAUUUGGUAGAUGCGACUUGGGAGGAAUGUCCUUGGUAUAUGUUGUGCUGUGUUGUUGCCUGGGCAGCAGCCCUUCCUGAAGGAGGCAGAUGGUUUGUUCUGUUGCCCAGAAAGGAGUAUCAACUUCUGAUCAGCACAGGAUUCAUAUCCAGGAGUCAUCCCUGGAUUGGUAAUGAUGGGUUUUAAUGAAAAGGAAAGAGCCCUAUUUAGACGUUCCACCACCUGGUGCUUGGAACACGCUUAAAGGCGAGCAUAUAAAUCCUCUUUUCCUUCCCUCCACGGCUGCGUUCUUCAUGGUUACAGUGCCAAGCUGUAAGAGGAGGAUAGUCCUGCUCCUGUGUACCCCUGAUUUUCCAGGACUCCCAUUCACAUGUAACACCUGUAGAGCCUACAUGCAAGCAGCCGCCUCUCCUCCACAGACUCAGUGCAAUAACUGUGAGGAACCUUCCAAGUGGAGGAUCUGAUUUUGAAUUUGCAUUAGCAGCCUCAUGGCCAAUUGCAUGUGCCAGCCCAGGUGCUUGUGGUUUAUUUUGUGUAGCAGCUUCCCUGCCUUGUGGCCUUCAUGGUGGCAAUCAUAAGUUAGUCUUGGUCUGUUGUCAAAAGUGCAUCGACGCUUCCGAGCGCUUGGCCUGUGCUUUUUCUUUCAACUUGCCACCGAAGGCUGGGGCUGUUAUGGCGCUAUUGCUGUUUGGACUUCAGUGCCUCUCAUCAUAGGCUCGGUGUGCUUUGUCCAGCCUGGUGCCUGUCAGGCGUGGGCUGCUGUUCUUU
This is a messenger RNA of Pogona vitticeps (central bearded dragon), 2719 nucleotides long. Lineage: Eukaryota; Metazoa; Chordata; Lepidosauria; Squamata; Agamidae. The record is from RefSeq and is a predicted model, not a curated record.